This is a messenger RNA of Pseudomyrmex gracilis, 2826 nucleotides long. RefSeq names its product cholesterol 7-desaturase (gene nvd). The coding region runs from base 926 to 2278 and encodes 450 amino acids. The transcript is spliced from 5 exons. The record is from RefSeq and is a predicted model, not a curated record. Gene Ontology annotation, molecular function: chlorophyllide a oxygenase activity; 2 iron, 2 sulfur cluster binding. Lineage: Eukaryota; Metazoa; Arthropoda; Insecta; Hymenoptera; Formicidae. Gene Ontology annotation, cellular component: chloroplast. Gene Ontology annotation, biological process: chlorophyll biosynthetic process; cholesterol metabolic process.
GACACCGCGACGACGACGCGCUGUGACUUUGAGAAAAACACGCAUUAUUUCGAUAGAUGCGACCGGCUUAUAUAAAGACAGAAUGGACCUCCCGUGCGUUUUAGUUGGCCGAAAACCCUUAUAGGUGUUCCAGCGCGACGGGAACCGGCAGGAACCUCUUUUUCCCUCUUUUUCCAUAUCUCAACGAGCCUCUUUCCACCUGCCCGAGAGAAGAAGAGACUCCCUCUUUUCUCCCCCUUCGUUAUGUGUUAAAGUCUUGCCGUCUUUCUCGUCCUUUUUUCUCUUCCCUUCUUUUCUUAUCUGUUUCACCGCGUUCUCUCGUUCUCGCAUACCCUCCGGGGGCCGUUCUCCAGGCCGCGUUCUCCAGUCUUCUACGCGUCCGGUCCCCUAUCCCUCCGGCUGUAGGUCUUGCAUACGCAUUCGCCGACGCACACGCACGUGUGCGCUUACAUACUAACUAACUAACUAUAAAUCGCGCAUCCAUCGCGCGUCUCGCUCCUCUCUCUCUCUCUCUUUCUCCCAGCUUCUUCUCUUCUUCUCGCCACCCGUGUUCUCGUCCUUGUCCUCGUACUGUCCCUUCGCGUCAGAAGUCCUCCUAGCCCUUUUUUGUAAGACCCGCUCCCGCGUCGCGUCUUCUACCUUGCCGAUAGCUUCUUCGACUCUCCUCCUUCUUUUCCCUUCUUUUUUUAACCCCCUCGUCUUCUCUCCGUUUGCCUCUCAUCGUCGUUUCUGGCCGUUUUGUUUUACACGCGCUCCCGUUUAUCUCUCUCUCGCGCGCGCGCGCGCGCGAGAAGAUUGCGCGAUUCCUGCGGUGUUCGCUACGUGCGAGGCGACGCGGAGAAUUCGCGUUUACUUCCACCUGCCUCGGGGUAAGAGUCGGGAAAGAGACACCGAGAGAGCCGGGACGCAACACCGGGAGAAGAGAAUGACGAUGUUCGGAUGGUACGUCGGAGUCGCAGCCACCCUGCUGGCCGUCCUCGUCUACCUGGCCUAUUUCUUCAAAUUCAAUUGGGUCAAGGAUCUGAGAAAGGACAGUAAGAAGCAGAAAGUCAGCGGUAUUUACAUGACGUCGAAAAAUCGAAAAAUCGGUAAAGUACCACCGGUCUAUCCGAACGGUUGGUUCGCCCUGCUUGAGAGUUCGCAGUUGAACAAGGGUGAGGUGAGGCACGUGUCCGCUCUCGGUGAAAAUUUCGCGGUGUUCAGAACCGAAAAAGGCGUUGUCAACAUUUUAGACGCGUACUGCCCCCACCUGGGUGCGAAUAUGGCUGAAGGCGGACGGGUCAAGGGAGAUUGUCUGGAAUGUCCCUUUCAUAGCUGGACUUUUCGCGGCAAGGACGGUUUCUGCGAAAACAUACCCUACGCCGAAAAGGUGCCGCACAUUGCGCGAGCGAAAGCGUGGAAGUGCUGCGAGGUGAAUCAUCUCAUCUUCGUCUGGUACCAUGCUGAAUCCGCGGAGCCCGAUUGGCAACCCCAACCGCACACGCACCUUUCCAACGGAGCAUGGCGUUUCCAAGGCCGUAAUGAGUUUCUCAUUAGCUGCCAUAUACAGGACAUUGCCGAGAACGGAGCCGAUUUCGCGCAUCUCGGCGCUGUGCAUGGUCCAACCAUCUUUCUGUCCAAUUACGUGCCGUGGCUGGCGCGACACUCGUGGACCAACGCGAUUUGGCGACCGCACUGCUCUUAUUCCAACGACUUAGACGCGGAAGCAAAAGUGGAGACAACUGCGGAAGUGUGCGUCAAAGUGAACGACAGCGCGUCGAUGCAACCGAUCGCGAACGGGAAUAAUAAUAAUAAUCAUCAUCAUCAUAAUCAUCUUUCUUCGCUCACCGCGGAGAACGACAGCAACACAAGGAAAGAGAAGCACAAAGCCGGCUUGCAGAUGCACCACAGCCUCGUCUUGCUGGAUCGCUUCACCGUGCUGGAAUUGGACGUGCGCGUCGAGCAAAUCGGUCCGGGUUACGUCGAGCUGCAGAUCUCGACGUUCUUCGGACCGAUGUACAUUUUGCAGACGGUCACACCGCUCGAGCCGCUGCUGCAGCGGGUCACCCAUUUGAUCUAUGCGCCGCCGCUGCUCGCGCCCUUCACGAACCUAGUCUUCCUGGGUGAAUGUCUGCAAUUCGAGCGCGACGUCGCGAUCUGGAACCACAAACAGUUCGAACGACAGCCCAUCCUGGUGCGCGAGGAUCGCGCCAUCCUCGCGUACCGGCGCUGGUACUCUCAGUUCUAUUCCGCUAACAGUCCAACUUAUCAAACGGCUAUGAAAACUCUACAAUGGUAGAGCGAUGCAACAAGUGGUUUUAUUUUUUUUUUAUUUUAAUCGUUUCGAGUCGCGUUUCGCAAUAUAUAUCACAUAUUGCUGAAAUUCAAAUCGAGAUGACGUCCGCAUUUCGACGAUGUGCACAUCUACACGAAAAUCACUUUUUACGAUUGCUUGUGACUGUGCAUUUCGGAGAAGAUAAUUAUCAUGAGCUCUUUUACAUGUAAUUGUCUUUAAGUAAUUGUCUUUAAGAUAGUUUACGUAUAAUGUUUAGUUUUUCUUUGAAAAUAUAUACAAUACUUUAUUUCAUGUGUGUAUGUUAAUUAGAAUUUAUACGAGUAAUAUUGAUUACAUUUUUUUUCUAUAUUUGAGAUAUAAUUUUAUUAUUUCGCUCUUUCUUUCGUUCACUUAUCUCUAAUGUACAUAUAAGUUGCAAAAAAUAGAGACGAUAACAAGAUUAGAAACGAUUAAUUUUUAAUAUUACUACACCAGAUAUCGACCCGUCAAGUUAUCUCCCAUUUCUUAUUUUCUUUCCUUUCAUUUUCUUGAUUUAAAUACAAUUAUAUUUA